AUGUCUAGGAUCUCUUCAGCCUUCACGGUGCUCGUCCUCCUCGUGGACGUCUGGCAGAACGGCUUCCGCUGGCAAAUCGCCUACGGCGUUGUCAGUGCCGGCAUGUACAUCAACGGAAGCCUUACAUUGCUGCUCUUGUCGGGUGCCUUGGUGAUCUUUGCUUUCUUAUAUCGAUCCGAACCCUCCACGGCCAAGUUCCAGUUGGCUGCGACUCCCAAGAGUACACAAGAGACACCGACUGCAGAGGCGAAAGCGCAGUGGCAGUGGGAAGCUGCGGAACAAGGCGAGGAGCGGCGAGUCCACGAAGGAAGCAAGGCAGCGAAUCAGCUGCGCCAGCGCCUGCAGAUGGCUGAGGAGAAGCUAUUAGAGGCGGUCCGAGAGAACAGGGCAGAAGCAGAGGCCAGCUUCUUAUUGGCCGAAUCCCGGAAGCAGCUGGCCACUCUGGAAGAUGGCAAGAGAUCCUUGAUGGAAGGCCUGCAGCCGCCCGAUGUGGAAGUGCAUCGAUUCAAGGCAGAGCUGCAGCGUUGGGAGGCCCAGCCCGCUCAGGCCCCGGAGGUGAUCUUCACAAAGCUCGAGAGAUGGAGCUGGUGGCGCCUGGGACGGAGUGACACGGAGCUCGGAUGGAGCAAGUCCAACACCUGGAACAAGCUGGAGUCCAACCCACAGGACGAGGAGGUGGAAUCCAGAUCACAGCCCCUGGGCGAAACUUCUUUGUACGCGGAGGCGGAGGCGGGCACUCUUCGAAAGCUGCAGCUGGAGUACGCGGAGCUUUUGGCAGGUGCUAGUCCUAUGAUUCAGGAUGAACACCGUGAUCCAAGGUACUUCUCAGAGACUUUUGGCAGUGGAUGGGAGGACCGAUGGACCUCCAGUGAAUGGAAGAAAAGCGACGGGACACAAGGAACCUGGAAGCUUUCAGCUGGCAAGUGGUACAAGGAUGAGGCGGAGGACCAAGGCAUUCAGACGGCGGAGGACUCGCGCUUCUUUGGUCUCUCUGCGGGCUUUGAGUCCUUCAGCAACGAAGGCAAGGAGCUCAUUAUCCAGUAUCAAGCCAAGUACGAGAAGGACAUCGAGUGUGGCGGCGGCUACGUGAAGGUGGGCCCCAAGCUCAGCGAUCCCAAGGCCUUUGGCGAUCCGACUGCUUACAACAUCAUGUUCGGCCCCGACAAGUGCGGCUACACCAAGCGUACUCACUUGAUCUUCAACUACAAAGGCAAGAACGUGUUGAAGAAGUCCGACUUAGCCUAUAAGCAGGAGGGUGAGGGCACCUCCCAUGUCUACAGGCUAGUGCUCAAGCCGGACAGCACCUGCCGAGUAGAGAUCGAUGGUGAGAAGAUCUACGAAGGAUCCUUGAAGGAGGAUUGGGAGUUGUUGGCUCCCAAAGAGAUCAAAGAUCCGGACGACAAGAAGCCCAGCGAUUGGGUAGAUGAUAGCAUGAUGGAUGACCCAGAGGACAAGAAGCCUGCAGAUUGGGUCGAGGAGAAAAGGAUCGUGGAUUCCAAGGCCAAGAAGCCAGACGAUUGGGAUGAUGAGGAAGAUGGCGAGUGGGAAGCACCCAUGAUCGACAACCCUGACUACAAGGGUGAGUGGACGGUGAAGCGGAUCUCCAACCCAGCCUACAAAGGUAUUUGGGAGGCCAAGAAGAUCGCCAACCCCGACUUCGUGGAUGACGACAGCCUCUACAAAUAUCAGGACUUUGGCUUCAUCGGAUUUGAUCUGUGGCAGGUCAAAGGGAAUACCAUUUUCGACAACGUCAUCAUCACCGACGAGGUGGCAGAGGCAGACAAGUUCCUCCAGAAGUGGAAGGCCUUGAGUGAGGUGGAGAAGGCCAAGAAGAAGGAAGAGGAUGAUGCCAAGGCAGAGGAGGCGAAGAAGGCGGCAGACUCCAAGGAUGAAGAUGACGACGAUGACUCGGAGGAGGAAUGA
Durusdinium trenchii is the source of this 1923-nucleotide messenger RNA. Lineage: Eukaryota; Dinophyceae; Suessiales; Symbiodiniaceae. The record is from the annotation of a GenBank genome assembly.